AUGUUAGAACACAAGCGAAAUCACUCAUAGAAAAUUAGAACUGUAUUGAUAAGGUGCUUUGAUAAACAAGUGGCGAUUGAUAUAGCAAUGGACAAGAGUGUGGCUGAUCUCCUAAACAAGCUUCGUGAACAUCCAGCAACACCAAAUUCAUAAUAGUUAGUUGCUCUGAAAACGGUCUCUAAUUCAAUCACCAUGGAUUACAUGUUGUCUGUACCAGAAGAGAGAGCUUAACUGCCCAUACACAAGUUAAAACAGGAAGCUUUGAUUGGAGUCUAUAGAUAAAAUGCUCACAAAUCAAUUCUCAGUCUUCUGGAUUUCACAUUCGAGAGAUGCAUUGGCAAGGGAGGCACUUCAGAAGUCUAUUUGGUGCGUCAUCAAGUGUCUGGACGAUUGUUUGCUCUGAAGAUGAUCAAAAAAUAAUACAUUACUGAUUGCAGAAGACUGGAACAAAUCCUUAGAGAGAAGAAAAUUCUGUCUCAGGUUCUGAAUCACUCUAAAUUCAUCAUUCCAUUGUAUGCCACAUUUGCAACCAAAGAUCAUCUGUGUUUUCUAAUGGAAUACUCUGCUGGGGGCGAGAUGUUUUAUCAUCUUCAAAAUUACCGUUUUACAGAUGAAGAAGCCAAAGCUUACAUUUGCGAAGUCAUUUGUGCCCUUGAAGAACUCCAUCAACAUCGAGUCCUAUACAGGGAUUUAAAGCCAGAGAAUAUACUCAUUGAUCUCAGGGGUCACAUUUAACUCACUGAUUUUGGCCUAUCCAAAUUGGACUUGAGUGAAGAACAAUUAACCAACAGUUUCUGUGGUUCUCCUGAGUAUAUGCCUCCAGAGAUAGUCAAUCGAUAAGGUUACUCUUAUCCUGCAGACUUCUAUACCUUAGGGUGCUUAUUAUAUGAAUUGUUGCUAGGCUUACCACCUCAUUAUUCUCAAAAUACUGAGGAAAUUUUUCAUAAAAUUCAAAAUGAGGAUAUCUCCUUUCCUGAAGAAUUGACUGGCGAUGUCAUGUAACUGUUGCAAAGUCUUUUGAAUAAGAAUAUCGCAGACAGAAUACAUGACUUCGCUACUUUGAAGAAGAAUUCUUGGUUUAGUGAUGUCGAUUGGCAAGCCGUUAAAUAGAAGAAAUCCAAUCAGAUGCCUAUAUUCAUUGAUAUCUAUGAAACACAUAUACAUCAAGAGUUCUUGAAGAUUGACGUAACUGAUCUCAAUCAGAAGAAUGAGUAAGGCGAAUUAAGCAGUUCUGAAGAUCUCUUUGAUUUCUUCAAUUAUGUCAACGAGUCAUACAAAGAUAUAUUUCAAUUGAAAUAGAAGAUGAGAGUUCAAAGUGAUCAUCUCAUUGAUAAAAAGCUUUUACAAAUAAGUCAAUCAACGACAAAAAAGAAGAAUCUAUAACUUAACUUGAAUGAAAUAGAGAAGCAAUUUUCUAAGACUCAGACCCAAAAACAAUCACUCACACCAUAGAGUAUUAUGCCGCUGUCUUUAUUACGCAAAUCAUUCUAAUAAAUGAUGAAAGAGAAACCGAGAAAGAGUUAGGACAAUCAUCCCACUUUGAGUACUGUGCUAUCGGAUCGGCCAAUUAUAGAUCGCAAUUAUGUAGCCAAUUCAUCCUAAAUAAUUGUAGAUAUAAAAGAUGUUAUAAACUUUAACAAGCAAGAAGAAACCGCAGAGUCCUUAACAUAAUGA
Molecule: messenger RNA, 1674 nt
Organism: Paramecium tetraurelia
Lineage: Eukaryota; Ciliophora; Oligohymenophorea; Peniculida; Parameciidae
Exons: 4
Biological process (GO): protein phosphorylation
Molecular function (GO): ATP binding; protein serine/threonine kinase activity
Source: RefSeq, a predicted model, not a curated record